AUCAGAUUGAAAUCCAAAUCAGACUGAUAAUGGCACGUUAAGCGCUACUUCGUGGAAACUUCCUUCUUUCCUGAAGCCGGUCCCUCAAACACAUAUCUUCCAAAUUACCUAUCACUUUCACAACAAGCAAAUGAUCUAAACAUAAUUCUAAAACUUUUCUUUUUUCACCUGCAAAGAUUUUGCGUAUUUGCUCGUUUAUUUUGUUAUUAUUGUAAUCUUUUUGUUCUUUUUUUCUCAUAUUUUGCCUUUGGGUCUUGUUUAUGCAAUGUAAAUCACAGUCUCUGAGUAUUUGAAGAUGUUGAUUAGCGAUAAUACGCUGCCCCUGAUGAGCAGAUUCUCUUGUUAGUUUCUAUUUUUUUGCAUCAGUUGGAAAAAGGAGGAUUCUUUGUUUGCUCACCAAUGAUGGGAUCUAUGGAAGAGAAAUUAGACAUUGAAUCUGAUGAGGAGAUACUGUUUAGUGGGCCCCAGUCAACGAACAAAGUGCACCCGUUAAAUUUCGAAUCAUCUAACAUCUUGUUGAAUCGAAAAUUUUCGGCUUCUUGGGUAUUAAGAAAAGUGCACCGUAACAGCAUAUUGAGAAGUAUAUACAUUGUCCUUAUCAAAGCCAAGAUUAAUGUUCUGCUGCCGUUUGGACCACUCGCAAUUAUGCUACACUAUCUUACUGAACUUCACGGCUGGGUGUUUUUCUUUAGCCUACUUGGAAUUACUCCAUUAGCCGAGCGAUUGGGUUAUGCUACUGAGCAACUAGCAUGUUAUACGGGCCCAAUUGUUGGUGGCCUUCUUAAUGCGACAUUUGGCAAUGCUACCGAGAUGAUAAUUUCAAUGUAUGCACUGAAAAAUGGGAUGAUUAGAGUUGUUAAGCAGUCUUUGCUCGGGUCCAUCUUGUCUAAUAUGCUUUUGGUGCUCGGAUGUGCCUUUUUCUGUGGCGGGAUAGUUCAUCAUCACAAAGUUCAAAUUUUCAAUAAGGCCACUGCCCUAGUGAAUUCAGGACUGUUAUUGAUGGCUGUUAUGGGAAUUUUAUUUCCAGCUGUGCUUCACUUUACUCACACGGAGUUGCAUAAAGGAAAAUCGGAGAUUGCUCUUUCACGAGUUAGUAGCUGCAUAAUGCUGAUUGCUUAUGCUAGCUACCUAUACUUUCAGCUCAAGAGUCAACAAAAUCUAUAUUCUUCUCUCGAUGAGUCGAAUGAUAAUAAUGAUGAAAGUUCGGAUGAAGAUGAAGUUCCUGAGAUUACACACUGGGAAGCAAUUGCGUGGCUUUUGAUUUUGACUUUGUGGAUAUCUAUUCUAUCUGGAUAUCUCGUUGAUGCAAUUCAGGGGGCUUCAGAUUCAAUGAACCUUCCCAUUGCUUUUAUAAGUGUUAUUUUGCUUCCGAUUGUGGGUAAUGCUGCAGAACACGCCAGUGCUAUCAUGUUUGCAAUGAAGGAUAAGCUUGAUAUUUCACUUGGAGUUGCAAUUGGAUCAUCUACUCAGAUAUCAAUGUUUGUGAUCCCGUUUUGUGUAAUUGUUGGUUGGUUCAUGGGAAAGCCUAUGGAUUUGAACUUUCAACUCUUUGAAACCGCGACUCUCUUUAUCACCGUAUUAGUCGUGGCAUUUAUGCUUCAGUUCAACCUGAGCCUCUCGUCUUCUUCUUCUUCUUCUUCAACUCCUCUCCCGUGGGCCCCACCGCUCGACUGCUGUGAAUGGGAUGGGAUCGUCUGCAACGACUCCGGCAGAGUAACCGGCCUAUGGCUUCCCUCGAGAGGCCUUUCAGGUAAAAUAUCCCCUUCAAUUACCAACCUCACGGGCCUCACCCAGCUCAGCCUAUCCAAUAACGGGCUUUCGGGCCCACUUCCGGCCCAAUUCUUCCACCUCCUAAACCAACUGCAAGUCAUCGACCUGAGCUGUAACCGUUUAAACGGCGUGAUAACUGCAUUUGGCGAACUUCCCGCCACUCUAAGGAUACUCAAUUUAUCGAGCAAUCACUUUUCCGGCAAAGUUGAGCCGUGGUUUUUCGAGAAGGCGGUAAAUUUGGAAUCGCUCGACUUCAGCAACAACAGUUUUGCCGGGGGGAUACCUUCGUUCGUCUGCGGGUUUUCGCGGUGGAUCAAAAAUCUCGAUUUUUCCAUUAACGAGUUCACGGGCUUUAUAGGCCCAGAAUUCGGCCGGUGUGUGAAUUUAUCGAGCCUUAGGGCCGGUUUCAAUAAUUUAUCCGGCGAGGUCUCGCCGGAUAUUUACCGGCUGUCUUCGCUCGAUGAGCUUUACUUACCUGGAAACAGGCUGGCGGGGCAAAUCGACCCGCGGGUCGUAAAUCUUGUUAACCUUAAAACACUUUCCCUUUUCGGCAACGAGCUGGCGGGCCCGAUACCUGAAGAAAUCGGGCGACUUUACAAAUUGGAGAAGCUGCAACUUCACAUAAACCAAUUGAACGGAACUAUUCCCGCCUCGCUGGCCAACUGCACGAACCUGACAGUUCUGAACCUGAGGGUGAAUCUUUUAGAAGGGGAGCUUGAUUUCUUUAAUUUCUCGAGACUCGUGCGUCUAAAAUCGGUCGAUCUCGGGAAUAAUUUCUUCCGGGGAGGUCUGCCGAGGACUCUCUUCACAAUCAAGACGCUGAUGGCCGUCCGUUUAGAUACUAACAAACUGUCGGGCGAGAUUUUGCCUGAAAUAGGCUCUCUGCAGUUCCUCUCCUUCCUCUCCAUAUCAAACAACAGCUUAACUAACGUAACAAAUGCCAUUCGGAUCCUCACGCGCUGCAAGAGGCUGAGCACGUUAAUCCUAUCCAAAAAUUUCUACAACGAGUUGUUACCUGUUGAGGAGAGAAUGAACGGGUUUGAGAAUAUUAAGGUAUUGGCUUUUGGCGGAUGCAACUUCUCAGGCCCGCUUCCGAUUUGGAUACGCCAGCUGGAAAAUCUCGAGGUUAUUGAUCUUUCGUAUAAUUUGCUCACUGGACCUGUUCCGGGCUGGUUUGGGGGCUUGCCGAAUUUGUUCUACUUGGAUUUGUCGUAUAAUCUUCUCACAGGGUAUUUUCCGCUCGAGCUUAUUCAGAUGCGAAGAUUGUCGUACGUGCAGAAUUUGGAUGAAGUUGGGAGCACGACUCUGGAGCUGCCUGUGUUUGUGAAGCCCGAUAAUGCCUCGAAUCAGCAGUAUAAUCAGCUCUCGCAUUUACCUCCGACAAUAUAUCUCAACAACAACGGCAUAACUGGAAAUAUACCUGUUGAGAUUGGUCGGCUCAAGUUCAUAAUGGAUUUGGAUCUUAGUCACAACAAUUUCACUGGCAGUAUUCCAGACACAAUAUCGAAUCUCACCAAUUUAGAGAAAUUGGAUCUUUCCGGAAAUAACCUCACCGGCCAAAUCCCGGCAUCACUAAAGAAUCUCCAUUUUCUUUCCUUCUUCAGUGUCGCACACAAUGACCUUGAAGGCCAAGUACCUAUUGGUGGUCAGUUUGACACUUUCUCGGUUUUCAGCUUCGAAGGAAAUCCGAGGCUUUGUGGUCGGAUUGUGCAGCGCCCGUGCACCGAUAAUAAUGAGUCAGGCAAUAAUUCAAGAACCGAGAAAGAGAACAGAAAGAGAAUCAUCAAAUUAACACUUGCUAUAUCCUCAGUCGUCUUCACACUGAUCCUUCUUCUGUACGUGUUUCUGUACAAGAGGAAAGUCAUGCGGAGAGAUGAAAUCGAGAAGGACAUGGACGUAAUUUCCUUCAACUCGUCGGGGGUAUUUCCAGAAAUCCCAAAAGAAACCAGCCUCGUCGUGCUUUUCCCAAACAACAAGAGCAAGAUACAGGAACAGGACCUCUGCCUCUCGGUGGCCGACAUACUGAAGGCCACCGACAAUUUCAACCAGUCGAACAUAAUCGGGUGCGGUGGGUUCGGUUUGGUUUUCAAAGCAACUUUACCCGACGGCACGAAUCUCGCCAUCAAGAAACUCUCAGGAGACAUGGGUUUAAUGGAGAGGGAAUUCAAGGCCGAGGUCGAGGCCCUGUCGACAGCUCAGCACAAAAACCUCGUCACUCUACAAGGCUACUGCCUUCACGACGGGUACAGAUUGCUUAUAUACUCUUACAUGGAGAACGGGAGCUUGGACUACUGGCUGCACGAGAAGCCCGACGGGCCGGCCCAGCUAGACUGGCCGGUCCGUUUGAAAAUUGCUCGGGGGGCGAGCUGUGGGGUGGCUUACAUGCACCAAACAUGCGACCCACACAUAGUUCACCGUGACCUCAAGUCGAGCAACAUUCUUCUCGAUCGAAAUUUCGAGGCCCACGUGGCGGAUUUCGGGCUUGCGAGGUUGAUUUUACCUUACCAUACACAUGUCACCACGGAAUUGGUCGGGACUCUAGGGUACAUCCCGCCUGAGUACAGCCAGUCGUGGAUAGCUACCUUAAGAGGGGAUAUGUACAGUUUUGGAGUUGUUAUGCUCGAGUUGCUGACGGGGAAGAGGCCAGUCGAGCUUUUCAGGCCCAAGGCCUCGAGGGAAUUGGUCGUGUGGGUUCAGCAGAUGAAAAACGAGGGGAGACAGGUGGAGAUUUUUGAUCCUAUGUUGAGGGGAAAAGGGUUUGAAGAUGAGAUGGUGCAAGUGCUAGACAUUGCUAUACAAUGUGUCAACCAGAACCCUUACAAGAGGCCGACUAUAAAAGAAGUUGUCGAGCAGCUCGAGAGUGUUGGGCCCAACAGGCAGACGAUGUAA
This is a messenger RNA of Striga asiatica, 4659 nucleotides long. Lineage: Eukaryota; Viridiplantae; Streptophyta; Magnoliopsida; Lamiales; Orobanchaceae. The record is from the annotation of a GenBank genome assembly.